Molecule: messenger RNA, 2350 nt
Organism: Callorhinus ursinus (northern fur seal)
Lineage: Eukaryota; Metazoa; Chordata; Mammalia; Carnivora; Otariidae
Product: isopentenyl-diphosphate Delta-isomerase 1
Biological process (GO): isopentenyl diphosphate biosynthetic process; isoprenoid biosynthetic process
Cellular component (GO): cytoplasm
Molecular function (GO): isopentenyl-diphosphate delta-isomerase activity
Source: RefSeq, a predicted model, not a curated record
CGCCUCUGGCGCGCGGACUAGCGGGUGUGGUCGGGGCCGCUCGCUCCGCCCUCCGUCUCCGGGCGGCCUCCUGAAAAAGGCUCUGCAAGGCCCCGAGCUCCGUACAGCGGGGCUUGGAGGGCAGAGGGAAGAGCGGAACCUCGGCUCCGUGACGGAGGCCCUGCACACGCCCUCGCGCGACCGUGGCGUCAGGCGUGGCCGGCGCGCGAUUGGCCGCGAAGCAUGUGGCGCGCUCUGGCGCGGGCCCUGAAGGUUGGGCGCGCGGCCCGAGGGGGCGGGCCCCAGGCCUGGGGGCGGGGCCUGCGGGAGCAAAACGCGGCGGAGCGGUGGUACGCAGAGGGCAGCAGCCUGAGGGUCACGGGCCGGGUCCGGCGGGCUGCCAGCAUGCCGGAGAUUGACAUGGACAAGCUGGACGCGCAGCAGGUGCAGCUGCUGGCGGAGAUGUGCAUCCUCAUCGAUGAAGAGGACCGUCGGAUCGGGGCGGAGACCAAGCGGAACUGCCACCUGAACGAGAACAUCGACAGAGGGUUAUUACAUCGAGCUUUCAGCGUCUUCUUAUUCAACACGGAAAAUAAGCUCCUGCUGCAGCAGAGGUCAGAUGCUAAAAUCACCUUUCCAGGUUGUUUUACCAACACUUGCUGUAGUCAUCCGUUAAGUAAUCCCCGAGAGCUGGAAGAAAAAGAGGCCAUUGGAGUAAGACGAGCGGCACAGAGGCGAUUAAAGGCUGAAUUAGGAAUUCCCAUGGAAGAGGUUCCUCCAGAAGAAAUUAAUUACCUAACACGAAUUCACUACAAGGCUCAGUCAGAUGGUAUCUGGGGGGAACAUGAAAUUGAUUACAUUCUGUUUGUGAGGAAGAACGUAACUUUGAAUCCAGAUCCCAAUGAGAUUAAGAGCUACUGUUAUGUGACAAAGGAAGAGCUAAGAGAACUUCUGAAAAACGCAGCCCGUGGUGAAAUUAAGUUAACUCCGUGGUUUCAGAUUAUUGCCAAUGAUUUCCUCUUUAAAUGGUGGGAUAAUUUAAAUCAUUUGAAUCAGUUUGUUGACCAUAAAAUACAUAGAAUGUGAAUGUGAAAAUGAAUGGUUAGUAAAAUACUGAGAAAUUUCUCCACUUAGUAAACUUAACAUAAUUCUUUAAAAAUUUGGUUCCCCAUAAGAAUUCGUCACUUGAAACAUUGAUAAUUUACAACCAGUAUUUGUAUGGAAAAUACAACCAGCUUGUUAAUUUUAUAUCACACACCCCAUAUGUGUGCACCGCUAUUUGUAAAAGACAUCUGUGAGAGGUUAUUGUAAUAUCAGGGGCAAAUUAAUGUUACCUGUCUAAUCACAUGGUCCUAACAAACUCCAAAAAAUAAAUGAAGCUCUUCAUUUUCGGUGUGUUGUGAUAAAUACUAUCAGCACACUUGUAGAGAACUUUGCUCUUUACCAAAUGCUUUAUAAAUCAUUACAUUUUUAUCAUAGUCUAGAAGAAUGUGCAGUGCGAGCUAUUUGCUUAGCUACUUCAAAAUAGUCCAAAUUAACUUUCCAUAUGAGCAGAUUAAACGUAGAGCAGGUUCAAGGGAAAUUAAAUGGUAUAUAUCCUGAUUUCUGUCAUUCUAAGCUGAUUUUGUGGUUUAAUCAUGCUGGAAGUACCUUGAUACCAAAAGUCAGACUUCGCUUUUGGUAAUGAUACUGGUCGGGUUAAAUCUUUUAAAUAGGUUUUGCUAGUUAGUAACGUGUGCUUUCCAAAUGACAGUGGACAGGCAGGUUCUUUGUAAAAUGGAAAUUGAGUCAAUUGGGUGAUACUCUACAACAGGAUUUCUUAACCUUGACACUGUUGACAUUUGGGUUGGAUAAUUCUUUGUUGUGAGAAUUCAUCCUGUGUGUUGUAGGAUGUGUAGCAGCAUCCCUGGGUUCUACCCACUCAAAGCCAUUAACACCCCUCCCCCUGUGACAGUCACGGUGACACCAGAUGCCAAAUGGCUCCUGGAGGUCACAGGCGCCCCCAGUUGAAAUCCAGUGUUCUACAAAGUCAGGCCAUAUUGUAGGGAGAAAGAUUAUAGUCCAUGUUAUAGAUUUGGGUUAUGGAAUAUGUGUAUAUUCAUAUUUAAAUUGUACCUUGACUAAUGCACUUUCUAAAAGUCUUGCCCUAGAUUUCUCAGAUCUGAAGUCUUAAGACAGCCGUAUUAUCCUCGAAUGUUGUAUAAUAAAUAAUGAAGAAAAAGAAACUAUUUAACAAAUGUUCUGUAAAUUCAGUAGAAAAAUUCAUUUCUUGUUAACACUGAACAGUUGACUUAAAACUUCAGGAAAGACUGGUGUCAAGUAUUAAUUUUUCUGAAAAGCAAAAACAAUAAAAAGAAUUACCACAUUUUAA